AUGGGUUUUACAGGUAGUGACAUUGGUGAGGGGGUUCCAGAGGAUUUGAAGAGUCUUAAAAUACAAGUCAUACUGAUGAACAAUGGCCUCAAAAGUUGCAAGAAAGAAACAGAUAUAAUUACACAAGCACCAACUAGUGAUGCUAUUAAUGAAGCAGUGAAACCUGGGAAGAAAAAGUGUUGGAGAAAGAUGGUGAAGCAUAUGGGAAAAUGGUUCAAGCAUAAUGGAGAAUGGUUAGAAAAGAUGAGAGGGAAUCUGAGUCUGGUGGCAACUGUCAUAUCAACCAUAACCUUUCAAUCUGUCAUCAGCCCUCCAGGCAGCUUCAUUCAGCAAGGCUUAUCUAAUUCAAACAACACUACUUCUUCACCCUUAGAUUGCUUGAAAAUGGAGGAUGACUAUGCAUCCCCUGGAAAAGCCGUACUUGCUUUUAGAGAUUCAGAUAAAUUUCGCUACUUCAUAAUUCACAAUACGGUAGCUUUGGUUCCGUCUCUGGGGGUGAACCUGCUGCUCAUAAGUGGACUUCCUUUGAAGAACAAGAUUGUGAUUUGGAUGUUAUCUAUGGGGAUGUGUAUCAGUCUCUCACAACUGGGACAGGCCUACUUUAGUGCCUUCUUCAUGAUAACCCCAGACAAACUCUGGGAUUCAACUGGUAAAAUGCUCAACAUAGUGAAUCGGAUUUGGGAGGCACUGUUUGCACUUGUUGCUGGAUACAUCUUAGUGACCUUUCUUAUAUGGCUUUUCAAGAAAUGCAGCAAGAUAAUUAAGCGUAUUUGGAUGCUAACGUACUGUGGGAGGAACAGAUCAUAUGGAAAUGGUUGUUGCUGUAUAUAA
Messenger RNA from Neltuma alba, 831 nucleotides. RefSeq lists its product as uncharacterized. NCBI's taxonomy places the organism in Eukaryota, Viridiplantae, Streptophyta, Magnoliopsida, Fabales, Fabaceae. Bases 1 to 831 code for a protein of 276 amino acids. The transcript has a single exon. Gene Ontology annotation, cellular component: plasma membrane. The record is from RefSeq and is a predicted model, not a curated record.